GGCCACCAGAUACCCCAAACCUAGAGUUUUCUUUUUUUUAAAGACACAAGUCCUCCUCACCACACGGACAUCGCCAUCGAAUUUCAUUCAACAUAUCAUAUAGCCGCGAUCGUUCACUCUCCGUCGCGAAAAUGGUGCUGGAUCCCCCGCCCGCCCUCAAGCAGGCAGACGUCAACCUCUUCAAAUGCGCCAACCGCUGUAACCAGCUGCGCGCUCACAAGCCUAUUGUCGCAUACUGGUGCGACUACUGGGUUGUCAAUCAGAUACUGGCACAGGGCCUCCACACAGCGGACGCGGAGAUCUUGACAUACACAAUGACAUUGAUGGACAAACUGGAGCAGGCUAAAGCAGAGCAAGCCCACGAGGUGGCCGUCACAGAUGACGAGGCCGGCAAGGCAUACAUGCAGCAGUUCUCACAAGAGACGCUGGAUAGGGCACAGAAGGUCGUCACGGCAAAUAGGGUCACGGGAAACACGGCCAAUACGUUCGACGCUGCCGCCACCUUUCUCAAUUUGAUGAACAUUUGGGGUCCAGCCGACCACGAGACGCGACAGAAAAUCAAAUACGCAAAGUGGAGCGCCGUCAGGAUUCUAAAGGCAAUCAAGGAGGGGACCGAUCCGAACGAGUCGAACCCGAGAUUCGAUCAGGCCGAGGAGGAGGCUGCCGAGGGCACGGUGGAUCCAGAUGCUGAGCGCACCUCAGCGGCCUCGCCAGGGCCACGGCCAGUGUCGGUUGAGGAAGUCGCAGACUCGAACUCGAAGAGAAACUCGGCCGUUAUCUCUCUACCCGACACCACACCGGCGGUUCCGUCCCCUCUCACUCGCGAGGACAUGACGCUACCCGAUGCUCCCCCUGAAUCCUCCAGCGCCUCCCAGUUCUACGCCCAACCGGGUCAACAGCCCGGAUAUUUCGAUACGGAAGGGGGCGCGCCGCCUGCCAUGCCGUCUCCGAUGUCACCACCCCUCGCUCCAUCCGCCGCCCCCUUGGAGGUGCAAGCGUGGACGCCAAGCCCACCACCGUCUGCAAACGCACCCUUCGCGCCGCCGUCACCCCCUGCGGCCGGCCCCCCGACCUUUGCGCCUAGCUCGGACGCAACUCCUGCCGUGGCUCCGCCCCCGAUUAGCCCUCCCCCGUCUAACUACUUGGAUAUGACGCCGAAUCCCACCACCGCCAGGCCCGUCAUUCCACCACCAUCGGGGGUAUCUCCUACUCCAAUCGUCCCACAGGUGACGCGGCAAUAUGAAGCGCCUGUAGUUGCUCCAGUUGUCGUGCCAGCAGCUGCAUCGGCCACAGGGCCGCCAGCCUCGGGUUACAUCACGAAUGAUGCUGCCAUAGCCAAAGCGCAGAAGCAGGCCAGGUGGGCCAUCUCGGCGUUGAACUUUGAGGAUGUCCCCACAGCGGUCAAAGAAUUGCGCAACGCCCUCGAGACGCUGGGCGCCACAUGAGCCUGUGAUGGUGCCAGAUGGCCGCGAAGAUUCGGGAAAUUUCCGGCUUUGCACCUAGAGUAUCUAGUGGCCGGUAGAGGAGCGAUCCUCCUGUAAUUGCAAACCAGCGUCGAAUCGAGAAAGUUGCCUCCAGCUCUCACAUAUAUCCAUCCCCUUUAAGGAUUUGAAUACCUCGCUGGUAGUAAUGACAUGCCUCAGCAGCACGGGCUUUUGUCGGGCCGCUUGCCAUGACCGAACCAGGCGGCUGGAGUGGACAGAACUGACAAGGGAUGGGCCUUCAGGCUCCUCUCACGCCGCCGGGUGUUUAAUUCCGGAUGGAUGUUUGACUUCGACACUAGGUGGAUAGGGAUCCAUACACACGCAAGCCGGCCCUAGUUGACAGCUCUAGGGUACAAAAGGGGCCGUAGAGCUUGCUGGAGAGGCCAUCUUCACCGACAAAAGGAUGGAGGAAUUAUGCAUCAGUGGAUAAUCAUGGGGGCUUAAUGUUUGCGGUGGAAAAUCAACAGGCGAGCGUGGGCACGGCAUUUCGCAGAGCGAUGUGAGUUUGUUCUCAAAUCUCGCUCGCUACAUUAAAACAAAAACGGCGGUAGGCAUUGCACACCUAUGAUUAAACUUUAUUUACAUGAUAACAUCCAAGGCGGGGCCCGAGCAGCACACGGCCUAGGCGUUCUUGAGCUUGAAGCCGCCGGGGACGCGGUUCUGGAAGACCUGCUUGGGGUCAUAGCGGACGGCGACGUCGCGCAUGAACUUGAGGUUCG
This is a messenger RNA of Gaeumannomyces tritici R3-111a-1, 2203 nucleotides long. RefSeq lists its product as hypothetical. The coding region runs from base 132 to 1445 and encodes 437 amino acids. The transcript is spliced from 4 exons. Gene Ontology annotation, cellular component: multivesicular body. Lineage: Eukaryota; Fungi; Ascomycota; Sordariomycetes; Magnaporthales; Magnaporthaceae. The record is from RefSeq and is a predicted model, not a curated record. Gene Ontology annotation, biological process: late endosome to vacuole transport via multivesicular body sorting pathway.